GAAAUGCUGCACGCUUGUGUUACAGUGUGAGGUGUCCGUCUUAAAGCAGAGUCAUGGCAGCCUCAGAUCUCUUUAAAACUUUAUUAUACACAAUCAACAAUCUCCUGCAACAACACAAAUAUAAAACUGCUCUGGCAGUCGUCAAAGGCUUCAGGAAUGGUGCUGUAUAUGGGGCUAAAAUUCGUGCUCCUCACGCCCUAGUGAUGACGUUUCUCUUCAGAAGUGGCAGCCUGAGAGAGAAGUUUAGAGCGAUCGCACAGGCCACGUACACUCACUCCAGGAAUCUAGCCUGCUUUGUGUUCACAUAUAAAGGCCUGCAGGCACUCCAGCAGCACUUACAGGGGAAACAACUGCAGUCUCACUCCUUUCUUGCCGCGUGUCUUGGAGGCUGGCUGGUGUUUGGAGAAAAUAACAACAUUAACAGCCAGAUAAACAUGUACCUGCUGUCCAGGAUUCUCUUUGCCUUGUCUCGACUAGCAGUGGAAAAGGGCUUCAUCCCGCAGCCCAAGAAAGACCCGUUCCCUUUGUUUGCCACGCUGGUAUGGGGGAUCGUGCUCUGGUUGUUUGAGUAUCACCCUCAUACGCUUCAGCCCUCCCUCCAGUCCUCCAUGAACUACCUCUACCAUGACAGCAACACAUGGCAUGAUAUUUCAGACUUUCUCAUCUAUAACAAACCCAAAACCAACUGAGGUACCUGCAGGGACAGAUCUGGACUCCUGCAUUCAACGAUAGAAUCUAGCCAAAAUAACAAACCACUUUAGAGUUUUGGUUUCUUUUUAUUUUUCAUUUGAUUGAAGGGUUUAAUUACUAUACCAUUAUUUGUGGCACAUAUAGAAAUCUAACCUUGACUGAUCUCAAAACAGUUCUCUAACCUUACCUGGUUAGAGGUUGUACUAAAUGACUUUUUUGCACAUCAUCUAGACUGUAACAGAUUAUAUUUGCUCCACUUUUACUAUCAGCUGUACUUGCACUUCAUGAUAACUUUGAUAAACCAACGUGUAAGCACAGAAACAGAACAUGUUUAUGAAUUUCUCCCAAAAAUUUGCUUUAUGAAGUACAUGAGGACCAUGAAGAUUUUAUGCAUUGUGACAUUAUGUCCAGUGGCAUAGCGGACGGGCACGCAGGGCAUGCACUGCGGCGGGGCCCCUGCGAUAACCCACCCAGGUCAACAGACAAUGAUCAUGUAUCUACGAUAGCCAGAGAUAUUGUCAAAAGCAUCAAAUAUUGGCAAUAUUAAGUGGAUUUGGCAUUUCCAAUUAAUGUAGGCCUGUUACAUUCUUCUAGUCCAGUGGUUCCCAAACUUUUUAGAGUGGAGUACCCCCUGAGGCAUUUACCAUCCUUCUGCGUACCCCCUCUCUUCCUCUUAGACUGCACCUUUUCCAUUAAGGAACAAUAUUUGCCCCCUAAAUUGACUUUCCAGUGCAUUUUUUUUUUUUUUUUUUUAUCUUUAUAAGUACCUUUACAACAUUAAUAAUGUUUUAAAUAAUAAUAAUAAUAAAAAGUUCAAUAGAGAAAAAUGCAAUGAUAAAACUUGAAAAGUGAUUGUUUUAAAUACUAAAACCGCCAAUGGAUGGCGGUAAGUCAUAAUGCAUGAGUUAUCGAGUCGUUCGUUCAACGAAGGAAGUGGCUGUAUUUAUGAAUGAAUCAUUGAAUCACGAACAAUUCGUUCAAAGCCGCAGAUUCGUUCACGGAACACCGUUGUGUUGUAGUUGUGCUGUGGCUUUCGUUGGAGCUAUUUCGUUGCAAAAUAGAGCAAAUACUGACAAUAUUGUGAAGAACAUCACUUAAUAUUACCCUUUUAUUUGUUGAAAUGUUGUAUAAUAUCAAUAUCACAUUUGCAAUCGUUAAUGUUUAUUUGCUCGUAUAACAUUAUCAAUAUUAAAAACAAGAACUCACAAAAGGUAUGUUUUGUAUCAAGAGUUUGAAUCUUAAAUUGAUCUCUAUGCACCUUUUGUGCCGGGCUAUUUGUUCAAGUGCUAGAACGGCAGUAAUGUAGCAUGAUUUGCUCAGGCAGCAGACUCUGCACGCAACAUAUGCACCCAUAUGCGCGCUGCUUAUGUGGAAAUGGACGCUGUCAGAUUUGACCGCAAAAGAUAUGGUAUUUUGAUUGGAUGUAUUUAUGUAGUCAUGCAUUUACGGCAUUGUGCCUGUUAGAAAAUAUAUGGUCGGCUUUAAUAUUAUUUUAAGGUGGGGAAGAAUUAAAUGAAUUACCCCCUCUGUCACCUCACGUACCCCCAGUAGUGGCGAGCAGUGGUGUUCUGAAAUGAGGAAGCAAUUUUUUCAUUUAUUUAUGAAUCAAUGUAAAUUCAUGUGCAUUACUCUUAACGUUGACACAUCUUCCUUGUUAAAUGAACAUUACUUUACAUUACAUCAAAAAAGAAAAAAAGACACCAAAUACAAUUCUAUUUUGUAAUUUUACAUUAACAAUGUAUUGUAAUAAAUGUUCUAUUUAUCAAAACCAAGUCAAUCUCAUCAAGUUAGUGUUUUAAGCAUUUCUACAUUCAUUCCAAAAUAAUUACUAAAGGCAAUAAUAAUUUAAACAAUAUAUUUUAUUUGUGUAUUGAUGUUUUUCUUUUUAAUAGUCAACUUAGGCUAUUUUGGAUUAUCAGUCGUGCUCCGUAAACACCGUCUGUCAGAGACACAAAUUGUAUUUUUAAUUUCACCAAGCUGAUUGGACUAAAAAACCCCGCAGUCAUCGUGUUUUCAUUUUGAUUUUGACGUGACAUAAAGCAGUGAUAUCUAACUGGGUGAUCUGUUGACUUACUUUUCAAUUAGUCUUCCCAUUGACGCCAUCAUUUGUUCAUUCAAACUGACGCGCGGAACGUGCACGUAAACAAGAGGCGGGAUUUAUCGCACAAACCAAUCAUAUCCAAUCAUAACCAAUUACAUCCAAUCAUAGCGCGAUGGAGACAUUGCCUCCUCUCACGUGACUUUCUCCCAUUCAUUCUCAAUUACCCCCCACAAAACCCACCGUACGCCGGGGGUCUGAUGGUUUUCUAUGGUUUCCUAUGAGAGCAAAGGGAGGCAUGACUCCUGCUGUAACUUUACCUGCGGGUGUCUGUUGGGCAGUGUUCCUUAAGAAAUACGAGUAACUUGCGGUCUUUUUAAUGUCAUAAUUUGUAAUAUUUGUGUUGUUUUAUAUGUAAUACGGAUUAUUUUCUCAUUCUAUUUUUUUUUUGAGGAGGCACUGCCUCCCUUGCCUCCUCGGAAGAAACGCCCCUGCCCCAGGGGUACGCGUACCCAAGUUUGGGAACCGCUGUUCUAGUCUAUUAUUAUUACUAUUAGGUUAGGCUACUUUUAUUAUUAAAUUAAUAUUAUAAUAAAUUUGCCCUGCAAUAAUUUCAUAGCGCAUCACUGCAUAGGCCUAACUGACGUUCUGUGAGGAUAAUAAAAGAUUAGGCUAUUAGCUCAUCUUUGAAAUUUUCCUCGCAUUUUACUUUUGAGUUUUCCUGUAAUUCCUUUUAUUAUCAUUGCUAGUUAGUUUCUCUCAUAGGCGUAAUUUACAGGUGGGACAUGUCCCCACCACUUUUUACCAGGGUCGAUUGUCCCCACCACUUUUUACCUCUCGCGGCACAGAGUUUUUUCUUCGCGCUCGUGCACGGUGCGCAGUCGUCACACGGACGAGCGCUUCAAUCUAUCGCUUAACCGUGCGUUCACACCAACGACGGUGAGAGCGUCAAAGUGACAGGAAGUCAUUCAUUUUCAAUGUGAUCCGGCGGCGAGCUCUGGCGAGAGCGGCGCGUCUUGGACGGUGAGAGCGUCGAGGAGAGUUGAAAUCACAGGGGUCGGUUGCAUAAACCACUUAGACUAGUCGUAAAAGUUAAGACACUAAUGUUUUUCUUGAAGAGUGGUCCUAAUUUUUUAAAGUCCGUUACAUAAAAAGGUAGAUUGGUGUAAUUUGAAUUAGAAAAAAUAACAUUGAUUACCCCUUGGUUAACUGCAAGUUGGUCAAACUAGUUCUUAAGACAGUCUUAAUAUAGUGACUGUUACUAAGUUUAUGCAACUGGCCACUGGUCAACUUUAUGGUAAUGAGCUAUGACGCGGCUCAGCGGCAACCAAUCGGAAUGUAGAGGUCCUCGCUUGAGAGGAUUGAAUGCACAGUACAGCGUUGUUGGCAGGGCAGCCAAGGCUAAUUUUGACGCCAUCGCCGGCGGCGGUUUGAACGCACAUUACGGCGUUGUUGGCAGGGCAGCCAAGGCUAAUUUUGAAGCCAUCGCCGGCGGCGGUGUGAACGCACAGUAACGCUGUUGCGGCCAGAGACUCUAUUCGUUCCGGUGAAAUCACAAACAAAAUGCACAUAAACAUGUCCCUGCUCUUGAUAAGCAAUCACUGACAGAACAUCUUUGGUUUUAAUGAGAAAAAAAUAAAAAAUAACACGAGGGCGGAUUAGAACCCAGAACCUCUGGCACGCUGAAUGAAAAGUUUACCCCUCAUCUAUCAGGACAGUCUAGUAUUGCAGGCGGAUGAAGGACAGGUAUUUAUUGACUAAUGUAAAUACUUUUGCAACUAACCACAUAUUGUUUUAUAGUAGAUGUAAGGACGAAACUAUCAUAUUAACAUGAGGUCUAUGUCAUUAAAUAUUGUGCAUUUAUUAUUAUAAUGAUACAAUCACAAUUCCCCCCCGACACACAAACAUUCUUUUUUUUUUUUUUUUUUUUUUUAUAAAUUAUUAUUUCAACUUUCAGGAAAACAUACAAUGACAUUUAACAUAAAAAAACAAACAACCAAACAAAAAUUGGGGAUACACAUAACAGAUUUUAUGAUACAGGGUAGAGCAUUAAAUGGCACAUAUUCCUGUCCCACCCACUUUUUAAAACAAAGUUACGCCACUGGUUUCUGUGGUAACAUUUUGCAAUAAAGUUUCAUCAGUUAACAUUAGUUCUAAUAAUGAACAAUACUUCUAAAGCAUUUAUUAAUCUCAAAGUUAACCCUAACAUUUACUUUUUAAGAUAAAAAGUUGCAUCAGUUAACAUUAGCUAGUUAAUGCACUGUGAGCUAACAUGAACAUUUUUAUUAACUAACAUUAACAAAGGUUAUUAAAUGCUGUAAGAAUAUAUUUCUCAUUGUUAGUUCAUGUUAGUUAUUGAAUUAACUAAUGUUAACAAAUGAGACCUUAUUGUAAAGUGUUAUUGUUUCUGAUAGUACAAGAAAUACUGCCAUGAUGUGUAAAUAAUUCAUUUAAAAACAUAAAAUCCUUUCAAACAAAUCCUAUUUUUGCAUCAUGGUAAUGAGGAUUGUGAAUCAUGAAACCUGUCAAAACUUUAAAUUGUUUGUUUUUAGGGUGAAAUAUGACCCGGGAAUGUUUUGGUACUGUUUUGUUAAACAGCACUUUUUGGUGUCAUAUUACAUAAAACUUAACACAACAAUCACAGUCCUUAAAACAAAAUAAUGACAAUAUAUUCAUACAUUUUUUAUUAUAAAUAAUUAGUCAUGUGGGUCCAUAGUUUCUUCCUGGUUUUCACCACAGUGAGAAAGUGAUUUAUAUAUUUUAUUCUUCUGCUGAUUGCAAAACUUUUAAUAAUUGAAAUGCAAGAGCCAGUAUAAGCAACAAUUUAGUAAGUUGAAAGAGUAAUUUUUUUCCCAUGUGUUCUCUUGGUGUAGAUUUAAUGGAAGAAUGUAUCUAUUAAUUGAUUAAAUACUGUACCAGAAUAUAUGUGAAUCGUUAAUAAUGUUUGAAAUAUGUAGAUAUUAUCCAUAGUUUGCCAUAUGUAUUAAAACUGUAUGAAAUGAA
Messenger RNA from Ctenopharyngodon idella (grass carp), 5731 nucleotides. It is a transcript of the gene pxmp4, whose product is annotated as peroxisomal membrane protein 4. NCBI's taxonomy places the organism in Eukaryota, Metazoa, Chordata, Actinopteri, Cypriniformes, Xenocyprididae. The record is from RefSeq and is a predicted model, not a curated record. Bases 54 to 689 code for a protein of 211 amino acids. Gene Ontology annotation, cellular component: peroxisomal membrane. The transcript is spliced from 4 exons.